GCAGCACGACCGCGUUUUCACACCGGUUAAGGUGAUUGUAACGUGCACGGGCAGCCAUGGCUUCAGAAGAACCUAAAGCAAAGAAACAAAAGCUUUCAGAGGAGGAGAAGACAGAAUCUCCGACCAAAAAGACUCCUGCCAAACUAAGCCCUAAUUCACUCUUUGGGAUGGGAAACCCAUUACUGGACAUCAGUGCUGUAGUGGACAAAGAUUUCUUGGACAAGUACACUCUGAAACCCAACGACCAGAUCCUGGCAGAGGACAAACACAAAGCACUAUUUGAGGAGCUAGUGAAGAAGUUCAAAGUUGAGUACCACGCUGGAGGAGCCACACAGAACUCUAUAAAGAUUGCUCAGUGGAUGAUCCAAGAACCUCACCAUGUGGGCACAUUCUUUGGCUGCAUUGGGAAAGACAAGUUUGGAGACAUCCUGAAGCAGAAGGCUGAGGAGGCCCACAUUGAUGCCCACUACUACGAGCAAGACGAAGAGCCCACAGGGUCAUGUGCUGCUUGCAUCACCGGGGACAACAGGUCUUUGGUAGCUAACCUCGCUGCCGCUAACUGUUAUAAGAAGGAUAAGCAUCUAGACCUGGAAGAAAAUUGGAAGCUGGUGGAAAAAGCUAAAGUCUACUAUAUUGCUGGUUUCUUCCUGACUGUCUCCUUGGAGUCCAUCCUGAAAGUGGCGAAGUACGCAUCUGAUAAUAACAAGCUGUUUUGCCUGAACCUCUCUGCACCCUUCAUCUGCCAGUUCUUCAAGGAUAACCUCAUGCAGGUUUUGCCCUACGUCGAUGUGCUGUUUGGCAACGAGACGGAGGCAGCUGCAUUCGCUAAAGAGCAAGACUUCGAGACCAAAGACAUCAAGGAAAUGGCCAAGAAAGCCCAGGCUUUGCCCAAAGUCAACACUAAGAGACAGAGGAUUGUAGUGUUCACCCAGGGGAAGGAUGAAACUACUGUGGCCCUCAGUGACAAGAUCGAGACAUUCCCUGUACUGAAAAUUGACCCCAAGGACAUUGUUGACACAAACGGUGCAGGCGAUGCCUUUGUAGGAGGUUUCCUGUCUAAGCUGGUCCAGGAGAAACCAGUGGAUGAGUGCGUGAAGGCGGCACACUACGCCGCCAACGUCAUCAUCAGACGAGCAGGUUGCACCUUCCCAGAAAAACCCGACUUCAACUGAGGACUCGCGGACAGCCUUUCCCUCAGCCUUGCACGUCAUACUCAUCCGGCCAUACAUGACUCUGACUGAUGAUUUCCACUAUUUUCUACAAAUAAUACCCUCAAUUCAAUUUUUUUCAUCCGUCCGUGUCAUCCGUUGGUAAUUUCUAAGCGAUAUUUAGUUUGGCGCCUCCUGACGUGUGUGCCUGUCUCUUUGUUCUCCACUUGGGGCCACUAGAGGAUCAUGCAGCCAAGAGCCAAGGGAAGAUUUCUUUCUACAUAAAUGACCAUAAAGGAGUCGUGAUAAUAACCACAGGAUGUCAUAAUUUUGCUUUACGUAAAGGAUCUAAAUGGGAAAUCUUGUUUUCAUGGACAGUUGUUUUGGGAUUGUUUUUAAAUGCAUUUUGGCUCUGACACUGCCAGCUUCCAGCUGCACUGAUGCUGCGAGCAUGUGAUGAUAUCUCACGAGUUUCUUCCCCUCAGAGACAGAAUCAAAGCGCCAGAGGUUAAUUCCACAAUGGGUGGACACAUACACAAACAGAGGACUGAAGAAUAGAAUACCACUGUCAAGAGAGGUUUUGGAUACUGCAUUGAAAUGCGCAGUAGUGAUUUGCUUUAGACUUUUUUAACAUCAAUUAUUCCUUAUCAGGAUUGUUGGAAUUUCGUUUAACAGGCCAGUUAUGAAGCAAAACGUUUUUCCUUUAAGUGCUCACUUUUUAAAUGUGUCAAAGUCUCUGUCCACUAAGUCAGGUGAUGGCUGUCAAAUGUCAACUUUGCAGUGUCAAAAUAUUCUGAAACAAUGUCACAGUGGAAGUUUGCGUUUUCCUCACGCUGCUUUUCCUUUCUUUCUCUGUAAAUGUUUUUUCAAUAUUUGUGGAGACCUACAUUUGUCUGCAGGGAAACUAGACCAGUGAUGGGCAACAAGUGGCUUGUGUGGGAGGAAAUGGACACAACAACAUGCACAACAUGAAUACUUGAAUGCAACUAUCCUGAAUGUAGACCAGUGUUUCUCAGACUGAGGGAUGGGCCCCCUCGGAGGGCAUAGAGCCACUGCAAGGGCUGAGGGGGGGGGCGGACGUGGAUGAUUAGGGGGAAUUAAUAUGAUUUAUGUGGGGAAAAUAAGAGUUUGGUGAUGUGAUCAUGCUGACCUUUAUUUCACUAAAAUUCAACUUGGGUUCUUUUUUAUUAGUUGCUUCCUCAAGUAUUAAUGAUUAUUGAAAUUAUGGGGCCGGAGACAUUAACUUUUUUGGCUUCUGAAGAAGUUAUGCCAGAAAAAGUUUGAGAACCACUGAUUAUACAUGAUAACAGGCAAGAAGUAUGUACAGUUUUUCUGAAUAAUACAAGAGAUAAAUUGAAAGUUGUGUUUAUGUUGAUACUAAAAUGAUGCAUCCUGUCCCUCUGUUAAGUAGGCUGUUUCUUUAUGUCUUCAAGUACACCAAGAAGCCUUAUGUGACAUUUUAUUCCUGGUUUCUGUAGCACUCAAGUGGCCCGUCUGUGCUGCUGUGAUGCCUGAAAUUCACAAAUAAAACUAUAUCAUA
Chelmon rostratus (copperband butterflyfish) is the source of this 2688-nucleotide messenger RNA. It is a transcript of the gene adka, whose product is annotated as adenosine kinase a. The transcript is spliced from 11 exons. Gene Ontology annotation, cellular component: cytosol; nucleus. Gene Ontology annotation, molecular function: adenosine kinase activity. Gene Ontology annotation, biological process: purine ribonucleoside salvage. NCBI's taxonomy places the organism in Eukaryota, Metazoa, Chordata, Actinopteri, Chaetodontiformes, Chaetodontidae. The coding region runs from base 57 to 1172 and encodes 371 amino acids. The record is from RefSeq and is a predicted model, not a curated record.